Molecule: messenger RNA, 2379 nt
Organism: Ricinus communis (castor bean)
Lineage: Eukaryota; Viridiplantae; Streptophyta; Magnoliopsida; Malpighiales; Euphorbiaceae
Product: protein SIEVE ELEMENT OCCLUSION B
Exons: 7
Coding region: 161-2218 (685 amino acids)
Biological process (GO): phloem development
Source: RefSeq, a predicted model, not a curated record
AUGAAAACUCCUCAAUUAAGACUAAUCCAAAUUUCAUCAUCCCUUUCCGUUUCUGAUUACUAUAUAAAAAGAGUCUCAUUAGCCAUUGCAACAACACCACUUCUUCUUCGCUUCUUCUCUUCUUAAAACCUCAAGUCCUUCUGUAGCUACCUAUCUCGCCAUGGCUUAUGCAGCAAGCACCAGCGCUUCCCAGCAUUUGAUCAAGAGUGAAGGAAGCAUGGCAGCAUUGUCUGAUGAAGAUUCGUUGAUGAAGCUAGUUCAAGAAACUCAUGCACCUGAUGACCGUAAGUUCGAUGUAAGGACUCUUCUGAAUGUCCUGGAAGACAUCCUUAUUAAUUGCGAAUCUCGUGAGAUUGAGAGCAUUAUGCCGGCGACCCAAACUCACAAGGAAACGCCGGACAACAGCCGUGAAGUGCUUGAAUCAUUAUCUUAUAUUAUUGAUAAGCUUUCUUCCGAGAUCUCAUACAAGGUUCUCAGUGGAGCAGAUGGGCAUAGGACAACUAUCUCAUUCUUGAACAUGCUAUCAAACUAUUCUUGGGAUUCUAAGUUGGUUCUGAUAAUGUUAGCUUUUGCUUUGAACUAUGGGGAAUUCUGGCUCAUUGCAGAGAUUCGCUUCUCAAACCCAUUUGCAAAAACAAUGGCAACCCUGAAGCAAUUUCGUCCUUUCAUCCUGGAAUAUGCUGCUACUUCAUUGAAGCCCACGUUUGAUGCGCUCAACAAUCUGAUAAGGGUGAUGAGGGAGGUGACUAAGUGCGUGGUUGAGGUCGGGGAAUUAUCAUCUGAAAUACCAGCAUAUCUUGAACUUUCCGCCCUCGUUCAACGUGCUACCUACUGGACCACAAUAAGUGCUAUGGCUUGUGCUACUCAGAUUAACACCUUGGCAAAGCUUGACAAUGCUGAUCAACUGGCAGGGGAGCUAUCCACCUUGGCUGACAAACUCCAAAACAUACAUGAUCGUCUAAGAAGCCAGCUGACAAUUUGCUACCAACAAAAAGAUGACAUGAGUUAUCAAAUGCUUUUGAAUCUUUUCAAAAGCGUCCACAUUGACAACAUGAAGAUCCUCAAAGCCCUGAUUUGCUCCAAGAAUGAUAUCCAGCCGCUUUUUGAUGGCUACACCAAGAAAAGGGUUAACAUUGAUGUGCUUAGGCAGAAGAAUGUGCUAUUGCUCAUUUCGGAUCUACACAUUCCCGACUACGAGAUUUUUUUUCUUGAGACACAUUACAGAAUUACCGGUAAUCAUCUGUUCGAGGUGGUUUGGAUCCCAAUUAUGGACCGAACAAUCAAGUGGAAUGAUCUCGGUCAAAAACAGUUUGAGUCUCUGCAGUCUAAGAUGCCAUGGUACACAGUGUACCACCCGACACAAAUCGACAAAGUGGUCAUUAAAUUCAUUAAGGAGGUGUGGCACUUCAACAACAAGCCUAUCCUGGUUGUGCUUGAUCCUCACGGCAAAGUGGUAUCCCCUAAUGCCCUACACAUGAUGUGGAUUUGGGGAAGCCAUGCCUUCCCUUUCACUAGCUUGAGAGAGGAAAUGCUCUGGAAAGAAGAGACAUGGAGACUUGAGCUUCUUGUUGAUGGCAUUGACCCAAUGCUUGUCAACUGGGUUGGAGAAGAAGAGUACAUUUUCUUGCAUGGAGGAGACGAUGUAGAGUGGGUAAAGGAAUUUACGGAGAUGGUAAGAAAAGUUUCACAGGCAGCACAAAAACCUGUGGAGAUGGUUUACUUAGGGAAGAGCUAUAAGAAGGAUAAAGUGCGUAAGAUCGCAAAAACGAUCACUGACGAGAAACUUGGUCACUCCUGGGAUCCUACGAUGAUAUGGUUCUUUUGGACGAGGUUGGACAGUAUGCUAUUCUCCAAGAUUCAGCUACGCAAGAUUGAUGAAAAUGAUACCCUGACGCAUGAAAUCAAGAAGCUCAUUAGCUAUGAUAAAGAAAUGGGGUGGGCUUUGCUCAGCAAAGGACCUAACAUCGUUGUCAAUGGGCACAGCACCACAGUCUUGCGUGCAUUGACAGAGUAUGAUAAAUGGAAGGAGAAUGUGCCUGUAAAGGGCUUUGAUUUGUCGUUCAAAGAGCAUCAUGACAAGCUUCAAAGCACCAAUGGGCCUUGCUGCCGAUUUGAGUUCCCUAGCACCUUCGGUGAAAUUCCUGAGCACCUCAAAUGCCCCGAGUGUCUCAGAAGCAUGGAGAAACACAUGGCUUUCCGUUGCUGUCAUGACUGUUGAUUAAUUAAUUAGUUUUUACUCCACAUCUUCUCUUUUGUUUUUGUUGCUAUGUAUUUCCAUUUGUCUUUGUUGUGAUGACCAACGAACUCAAUCUCUAAUUCCAUCCAUAUAAUUCAUUUUUAUUCUCUUAAUUAUCUAAUACAUUAAUAUAUUCCGUAUGA